Messenger RNA from Ylistrum balloti, 1254 nucleotides. RefSeq lists its product as uncharacterized. NCBI's taxonomy places the organism in Eukaryota, Metazoa, Mollusca, Bivalvia, Pectinida, Pectinidae. The coding region runs from base 1 to 1254 and encodes 417 amino acids. The record is from RefSeq and is a predicted model, not a curated record. The transcript has 9 exons.
AUGUCACUGGAAGAGAUUGCCGAGCUCUAUCACAGAUAUGUGAAUACGCUCCAGAUUUUCUGCCCACGCAAGGACAUGUUAGGGGGAGUGGGAUGGGGCUGGUAUGUGUGUACCGGCUUCUCAACCAAUGACAAAUGUUUGGUUUACGUUGUCACUGAUGAAGAAGAGGACAGACUCUUGACACAGGACAUCAACCAAGUGUUUAAAUGUGGAAGAAGACAAAUACAAUCAAAUGCCCUUAAGGAAGAAUUAAAACUACAGAACCCUAAAGCCGCCACACCUCUCACAGACGCCAUUACUCAGAAGGAAAGAGUCGAUGUCCUUCUGAUCGAGGGAAAGGAUGCCGACUACAUAGUACAGGAACUUCUGCGACGCAAUGUUUUACGUCAUGUCGACCAGCUGUCUGUAGUGUUGAACACAGUGAACAAUGCCACAUCAGUAUCCGACUAUCAAAAACAAAUACUCCUGUUCAAAGCUCUUCACCAGGAGGGAUUCAGGAUCUUCCAUUUUGAAAGAGAUCCAAAUCAUGUUUUCUCUAAUAACCCCUGGCGGACAGGAUGUUACACAGUUUGUAUGAUGAGGGAGAGAGAGGUGGAACCCCCGAUAGCUGUACCCGAACCAAAGAGUUUGGAAGCAAUGGAUGAUCGCACACUGGUCAACACUUACUUCAGUUUUGUGAUGUCGAAUGAAGUUCUGUGUAAGGAAAUUUUAAGGGUUGGUGACAUUGACGAUGGUGGCUGGGAUGUUUGUGUCGAUGACAAAUACAGACCGUCCUCGCCAUGUCUAGUCUACUCAUUCGGUAUUGGACUGGAGGAUCAGCGACGGUCUAAAUUGCAAUGGUUUCACAAUCUCGGCUUGUCGGACAAGAAUAGCACCAUAACGAGGAAAAACAUUAAAUGGAAAAUGAUGGAUUUGAAAUCAAUCCGUACCUCGUUAGGACAUAAUGAUCGCCAAAUCGACAUUUUAAAAAUGGACAUUGAGGGGUCGGAAUGGUUAGCCGUCCCCAAUAUCCUGGAAACUGGAAUCUUAAAUCACGUCAAACAACUGUACUUGGAAAUCCAUGUAUCCGUUAACAAUAGACGAGCUCGUGACUGGAUCCCAAAAUUAGAUCUGCUCCGACAGUUACAUGAUGUAGGAUUCCGACUUUUCUGGUCUCACCCCAACCAAGUUCAUUAUAAUACCGCCAUAUCGAUUUACACCAAGCGGCACGUGUCAUCCUGUUAUGAACUUUAUUACGUUAACAUAAAUUUAUGA